AUGACCAAAAUAUUUAAACUUGGUUCUAGCACCGGAAAAUCCGUCCAACAACUACCAGGCUGUCCUCAUAUUGUAUCUCGAGCUGAAUGGGGUGCUCGACCACCAAGGAGAGUGGCCCAAAACCUCCCACAUGUUCCUCAAAACGUCUACAUCCAUCAUGGCGCCUCUGGUUCCUGUACAACCCAAUCAGCAUGCUCUAAAGUAGUCAGACAAUACCAAAACUACCAUAUGGACACACAUGGAUGGCCAGAUAUUGGUUAUACGUUUGUUAUUGGUGAAGAUGGUAAUGUAUAUGAAGCAUAUGGUUGGGGUAAAAUAGGAACACAUACACUCAAUCACAACUCAGAUGGUUUAGGUUUCUGUGUGAUUGGUGAUUUUACUAACCAUGUACCUAACGCUGCUGCUAUUAAUGCUGUCAAACAGCUGAUAGAUUGUGGCGUAAGAAACGGUAAAAUACGACAGGAUUAUAUUAUCAAAGGUCAUCGUGAUGUCAGACAAACAGCUUGUCCGGGGCAGAAGUUUUAUGAAUUGAUUAGAACUUGGCCUCAUUAUAAUGCUCAUUAA
Messenger RNA from Lottia gigantea (owl limpet), 564 nucleotides. RefSeq lists its product as hypothetical. Lineage: Eukaryota; Metazoa; Mollusca; Gastropoda; Lottiidae. Bases 1 to 564 code for a protein of 187 amino acids. Gene Ontology annotation, biological process: peptidoglycan catabolic process; innate immune response. The transcript is spliced from 4 exons. The record is from RefSeq and is a predicted model, not a curated record. Gene Ontology annotation, molecular function: zinc ion binding; N-acetylmuramoyl-L-alanine amidase activity; peptidoglycan binding.